AAGGGGGCGCGGCGGGCGGGCUGGGGCUCCGCUCCCCCUUCCCUUUCCACUCCUGAAGGGCGCGGAGUGAGCGCAGGGCACCGCGGCAGGCGGGAUCCCGGGCUGAGCCGCCCGGCCGGGGGGAGCAGAGCUGCCCCUUCAGGCCGGCCUAAACUCAGGCUGCACCAGCAGAAAGGUCUCGCCUCGGGACCCGAGCGCCGCAGUGGGAAUCAAAGCGUUUGUGCCUCGUCCAAGGCCGCGGUGCCCGGGCGGCACAGCCGCGGCUGCGGCGCUUGGAGCUCGGUAUGGCGCGGCCCUGCUGUGGUGGGGCCGUGCCUCGGCGCGAGGGGCGGCGUCUCCGCGGUCCAGCACUGCCGAGAGGCUUCAUCCAAAGCGCGUAGUGUAGGGUGAGGGAGUUGCUGCCCUUCGGAGGCUUUCAGGGUUUGAGCUGUCGCUGAGGAAAGCGGCAGCAAACGCGGGGAACGAAGCGCGGGCGUAGGAAGCUGCGUUGGAGCUCGUUCCCCGGGCAGCAUGUGCCAGCCCCGCCGUAGAAACACCUGGCCCUGAGGAACUGGCUUCGUGUGAAGAGCCUCCUCUGCAAGGUGCCCUUACGUCAGGGGGAGAUCAGGUCACUUCUCCUUUGCCUCUGUGUGGAAGCAAGAACUUGAAUGCCAUCACCAGAGAUGCGUGGGAGCACUUUGCUCACAGGAGGCAAUGAGCAAUAAAAACAAACUGUUAACUACCUGGUUUUAACGUCUUGUUUUUCUGCACAAAGUACAAAGUCCUGCCAGGGGUCAGAGGCUGGAAGUCUAAGCAAUGUAGUUAGUUUAGCUAUUAACUCAGACUGGGUCAGUACCGUUUCUUUGUCUAUGUUUUUAAUUAUUGUAUUUGAAUAAUGGGGCUACUCAGCUAACACGAAGAACAGUUAGCAGGAUCAAGGCUCAAAUGCUUGUUUCUGUGUAACUUCUAAAGUAAUUACAUCUCCAAACAGGAUUCAGGCUAAAUCACAAAAUAAUAGCAUAAUUUAGGUUGGAAGGGCCCUUUUAGAGGUCACCUGGUCUAGCCUUGCUCUUGCUAAAAGCAGGGCUGACCUCAAAGUUGCGUCAAGUUGUUUGGGGCCUCAUCCAGUUGGGGUUUGAAUAGCUCAUAGGAAUUCCUUCACAUGCAUACUCAGCAGCCUGAAAAGUAAAAUAAUUGAAGUCAAACUGAGUAAAUCUGUUAAAUUCUGAAGGGCUUUCUCAAUGUAGAAGGAAGCCAAUGCUAAAGACUUGCUUCCAAAACAAGCUAAGAGUAACCUGUUUGUACAGCUGAAAGGCUCAGUAGGAAUUUGGCAGGAUGAAGCCUGUCAUUGUGGUGCACGGUGGAGCUGGUCGGAUCUUUAAAGAACAAGAAAAAGGAUGUUGUUCUGGGGUUGUCAGAGCUGCACUGCAAGGUUAUGGGAUCCUGAAGCAAGGAGGCACUGCCUUGGAUGCAGUUGAGGAAGCAGUACGAUCAAUGGAAGAUGAUCCUCAUUUCAAUGCAGGCUGUGGAUCUGUUCUAAAUGAAAAAGGUGAAGUAGAAAUGGAUGCCAUUAUUAUGGAUGGAAAGAAUCUAGCCUCAGGAGCAGUUUCUGCAGUUAAACAUGUAGCAAACCCAAUAAAACUUGCUCGACUUGUCAUGGAAAAGACGAAGCACAUGCUGCUGACUGACCAUGGUGCACACCUGUUUGCUCAGGCCAUGGGUGUUCCUGAAAUCCCAGAGGAGAAACUCAUAACUGAAAGAUCCCGGGAGAGAUGGAAGAAGAACCUUGAGCCAGAUUCCAACCCUGAAGAGUUUCAGAAAGACCUGGGAACAGUCGGUGCUGUUGCCAUAGACAGUGAAGGAAAUGUAGCUUGUGCAACAUCCACUGGAGGACUCUCUAAUAAACUGAUUGGCCGUGUUGGUGACACAGCAUGCAUAGGAAGUGGAGGCUAUGCUGACAACUAUUCUGGUGCCACUUCAACCACAGGACAUGGGGAGAGCAUUAUGAAAGUGGUCUUAGCUCGACUGAUCCUCUAUCACAUGGAGCAAGGAAUGUCACCAGAGAUGGCUGCUGAUGCUGCAUUAGACUACAUGAAGACACGAGUUGGGGGCUUGGGGGGUGUCGUUGUUGUUAACAGUUCAGGGGAGUGGGCAGCAAGGUUCUCCACCAAACAGAUGUCUUGGGCUACUGUAAAGGAUGACCAACUGUACUAUGGGAUUUACCCUGGGGAGAGGCAUACAAAAUCUGUUGAUGAAGCACUUGCAUCUGAAAAUGAGGGAUUCUGAGAAUGAGGAAACAUGGACAGUAAGGAAGAAUGAAGAUUUUCAAUUUUUGUUGGAGGACGAUGAUGAUUUAAUCUUUCUGAAAGAUCUGUACUUUUUUGAUUGGUUCACAGGCAUCAUACAUUUACAGUCAAAAUGAAACCUGGCCAGAGUGAUGUUAGCUUCAGUGGUCAUGGAUAUUAGUGCUUAUUAAUAUCUUUGGAAAAUCCUGAGAUCUUCCGCUUCUAGAUAGGGAAGAGACUGGGCAAUAGAGGUUUACAGAUUUCCUGGUUAGUGUGCCUUAACUCUAUGCUAAAGGGGAGCCUAAGUUCCAGUGUUAGAGGAAGUCCUUUCCAUGCCCAUUCUCAGUGACUCCUUCUAGGAUGACUGAAGAGGUGAAUACUUAGUAAUUAAAAACUGAAUUUUGAGUGUUGCUUCACUCGAGUCUUUUGAACAGUCAUCCCAUGAUAACAAAUUGUUGCUUACUGUUAAGGGUAGCUUAUUCACAGGCUUGAGGUCACUGUCAGGAGAAAAAAAUAAUGAAGAAACUAGCCUUUCUUAAGAGUUGGGAAGUGUGAUGUGUGCUAGGGAGGCUUAUUUUAUUCCAUUCAUAGGCAUCAGACCUAGAAUUAAAAAACAAAGACCACAGCAAAGUAUGUUUAAAAUGUUUUGAAGUAUGAGUGGACAGUUAACAGGAAGGAUUACUGACUCCCCAUACCCACGGUAGUAAUAAAGAAGGUCAUGAUUUCAAUAAAAACAAAUAAAGCAAUCUUCACUGCUUAAAUAUGAAGAUGAUAGGCACCUUAUAAGUCUAAACAUGAGAGAGAUUUAUGAUUAACUGGAAAGUAAUUCUGUAAAAAGUCAAGUCAUAAAACCAAGCUGUGCUAACAUACAUACAACUGCCUCUUUUAACAAGAUUCUUUUCUUGUGUGAAGGCUGAAGUAUUUUUGGGGAGGUUGUGAUUUUUAAAAAGAUACAAAAUAUUAAACUAUAUGAUUUUAAAAAAAUGAUGUUCUGCAUUACCUGUUUUCAAUACAGUUUCUUCAUUAAGAUUUUGUAUUUGUGAAGGAAAAAAGAGCAAGAAUAUUUAAUGGAUUUUUUUUCUGUUUUCUAACUUAACUACAUCAUCUGUGUGUUAAAACAGCAUAAUAAUCUUGUACAUUUUAGCUAGUGCCAUGAGUUAAGUUUCUUCUGAAGACAGAUUUGUAUAUUAUAAUUAUAUACCAUCAUACUGUGGAAUGUUCCCUUUAGAAGAUAACCCAAAUAAACAGAAAAAAGUCUUCAA
Molecule: messenger RNA, 3526 nt
Organism: Dromaius novaehollandiae (emu)
Lineage: Eukaryota; Metazoa; Chordata; Aves; Casuariiformes; Dromaiidae
Gene: ASRGL1
Product: asparaginase and isoaspartyl peptidase 1
Exons: 6
Coding region: 1315-2265 (316 amino acids)
Cellular component (GO): cytoplasm
Molecular function (GO): asparaginase activity; beta-aspartyl-peptidase activity
Source: RefSeq, a predicted model, not a curated record